CUAGAUUCUGAUAAGUCAAUCAGAGGUCACAGCGUUUGUCAUGAAGCACAUUAAUUGUAUUUCCUUCAUCUAACCCGAAUCAUCAAAAAACCUGAGAGAGAAUGGCAUAAUUUACUUUUAUAGAUCUGUAUAUAACGACUAUUUCGUAUUUUGCUUUCAAGAUGAGAUACUAUGUCAGGCAUUUUACUGAAAUUUCGCGAAUGAUUCUUAAUGGGGCCCAAUUUGAACAAAAUGUGAUAUAAAAUAAAGACGUGAAGAUCAUUAAUUGUACCAUGUACAAUGACUGCUCAAGUCUUUAGUUAACUCCCAUUUGUUUGACACGCCAGUGUACAUAGAAAGAAACGACAUUGUCAUGUUUUGACCACGUGAGUUGUAAAACGUUCCAAGGUAGCAGGGCUAAUUUGACUAAUAUACGGAUGUUUUCUUUAAACAUUCAUUUCAGAAUUGAUAGAGGCAUAAGUUAAAAUUACCGUCCGUCGUUUACAAGCGUAACAAUUAAUAUUAACAAAGCGAAAAAAUUUAAAAGUCAAAAUUGACAACUUUCUGGUGCGAACAUAUGACGUACCCAACGAAUUUUCGUUGCGAUAUUCAAAAUGACAUAUUUCAGAUACUGACUUACCACCUAGAUAGAUUGAUAGUGGAUAUCUGGCUUCUUUUACAAGGCAAAACACGAAGUACGGACAUUUGAUGCUAUUUAUUUGGCUUAUUUAAAGUUUUGGUUGUCACUGUUCGCCUCUGUAUGGAUGAAAUAACUGAGAACAGGACUUCCAAAUGUCGGAACGGAUGUUUACACCGGGAGAGGGAAGAUAGAUUCUCCAAUGCGUACCUAUCAAAAAUAUGAAAAUAAAUCGAUUUUAUAAAAAAAGAGAAGAUUUUUACGGUAUCACACAUUCCUACCUAUUUAGUUUUAUCCUUAUUGCCCAAUUUAAAAUUCACCAAAAUAUUCUUCUAUCAAUCAAUGAUUUGUUGGAGAAAAGCUGCGCCUCAGGUAUCAUAAGCUGUUCUUAUCUAAAUCCUUUAUGUGGCACUAUUUGUAGUAGUUGUAUUAAAUUUUCUCGGAAGAUCAGUAGCGAUUGAAUUUUCCGAGAACUCCAAGAACCACAUAAUCCAUUCUUCGACCACAAACAGAAGUUGUUUGAAAAUGGCGUGAUGCUGUACCACGUGACCGUGUCAUGUGAUGUCCAACAUGGCGGACGUAACGUGACUGUCCAUAAACAAGUUUGGAUUUUGAACUUGGUCAAGUGUUUGAUUGACAGCCCGUUAUCGUGAUAGCGUGUGGGUUGUGUCACUUGAACACAAGCAGUUGAAGAGACGCCAUGGCAAGAAUAACUAGCAUCGUGUCUAUAAUUUUUGUCUGUGUCACAGGGAGCUUGGCUGUUGAUAGCCUGCGCUUCCUGGUGAUUGGUGACAUGGGGGGACUCCCUACCUACCCAUAUGUAACCUCCGUGGAACUCGGAACGUCGGUGGAGAUGGCUACUAUUGCUGACAAGUACGGAGUCUCGUUCAUCAUGGAGCUGGGGGAUAACUUCUACUAUGAUGGGGUGAAGACUGUUGACGACCCUCGGUUCAAGUUCACGUUUGAGCAAGUGUACACAGCGCCAUCUCUGCAAGUCCCGUGGUACUUUGUGGCAGGAAACCAUGAUCACAAUGGAAACGUGUCAGCACAGAUUGCCUACUCUCAAGUCUCCAAACGAUGGAACUAUCCCAACUUUUACUACCCACUGAGUUUCGACAUCCCGAACAGUGACGCCACUAUAGACUUUGUUAUGACCGACACUGUGACACUGUGCGGCAACGUCGCUGAUGACUUCCAUGGACUGCAGCCCCAGGGUCCAGUGGACAUUGCAUUCGCGGAAACACAGUGGCAGUGGAUUGACAAGACGCUAGCAGCCAGCAAGGCCACCUACCUGUUCACUACUGGCCACUUCCCGGUGUACUCCAUCGCUGAGCACGGCCCCACGGGCUGCCUGGUUGAUGGGCUAAUGCCCAUGCUACAGAAGUACAGGGCUAACGGACAUAUGUGUGGGCAUGACCACAACCUGCAGCACCUUCAGGAGACGAGGAACGGUCUGACGCUGGACUACAUCCUGUCCGGUUCCGCCAACUUUGUGGACCCCAGCACCGCCCACAAGGAUGCCGUACCCCCCAGCACCUCCAAGUUCCACUGGGCUGAUGCCUUCUCCAAGGGGGGGUUUGUGUACGCCGAGGCCACCCCACAGAACAUGACUGUGACCUACAUCCAGGCCAAUGGGGAUGUCCUGUACCAGACUGUUGUGCUCCCCAGGAAACAGUAACUGUCAAUCUGGAUCAUCCAGUCUGUCAUAUCUCUGUUCUGUUCUGAUAAAUACCGUGGACCCAUUUGUCAUCAAAGCCUUGUUACCAUCCCCAGUGCUAAUAUUGCAGAGGUUUUAUAUAAGAAUUUUGGGAUCUUUUCAUUUUGAUCUUUGUGAAAGGUAACAAUUUAAAAAAAAUGUUCGCAACCCGGGAUUUCACGUUAGAUUUACACUUUUUAACCGACAUUCUCUGAAAAACGAAUCUGUGAACCAUGUCAUUUCUCCUCAGGGAUAUCGGUCUUUGCGCUGAUCUUAUGAUCAAUUUUGUCAACUGUUUCUAAUUUCGGUCCAGUUUCUCACUGAAAGGAUAGACUUGCCUCCACUCUCUAGGGGGAAGUUGUCAGCAGACAGGGUGUAGACUUGCCUCCACUCUCUAGGGGGAAGUUGUCAGCAGUCAGGGUGUAGACUUGCCUCCACUCUCUAGGGGGAAGUUGUCAGCAGACAGGGUGUAGACUUGCCUCCACUCUCUAGGGGGAAGUUGUCAGCAGGCAGGGUGUAUUUUUUCGUAGACAUUCCAUUCAUAAAGCUCUCACAGGCAAAGUAACUAUUUUCAGUUAGCAUUUGAUUUCGGAAAGAAAUUCUUGGUUGGAUUCAACUAAUGCAAUUAUUAUCUGGAAUAUUGGAAUUGCAUUAGGUGAUUAAUUUUUUAUGGAUUUGCCGACAUCAAAAUAGCAAAAUAUAAAUAACAUGACAUUUUUUAUAUAUUUCCAAUUUACUACACCCAUGUUAGAAACAAAAUAACUAACUAAAUUAUUUGCUUAUAUGAAAUACAAAUGUAUGUAGCAAAGUGUUUCGUUUUACUAUAGUGAAGAAAUAACUAUCUGAUCCAACACCUCAUGAAUGAGGCUUCAACUACAGGGUGAUACAUGGAAGUUAAAGAUGGGGCUGGAUGUCUGCUGUGAAGAUUAUGUGUUUGAUUGCUUGUUUCUCUGUUGACACUCCAUGAAGUUGGACGAUAUACCUCAUCAGUGACUGUAAGUUAUAUUCAAGUUGUAGAAUAGAUACUUAGAAUCGGGAUGGUGCAGCAUAUUUACUAUUUUCAUGAAUUUGUAAUAUUUUCAUAAGUUGAAAUAAAGAAAGAUUUUAUGUACAUUUA
Molecule: messenger RNA, 3429 nt
Organism: Haliotis rufescens (red abalone)
Lineage: Eukaryota; Metazoa; Mollusca; Gastropoda; Lepetellida; Haliotidae
Product: tartrate-resistant acid phosphatase type 5-like
Exons: 6
Coding region: 1317-2294 (325 amino acids)
Biological process (GO): bone resorption
Molecular function (GO): acid phosphatase activity; ferric iron binding; ferrous iron binding
Source: RefSeq, a predicted model, not a curated record